Molecule: messenger RNA, 958 nt
Organism: Branchiostoma belcheri (Belcher's lancelet)
Lineage: Eukaryota; Metazoa; Chordata; Leptocardii; Amphioxiformes; Branchiostomatidae
Exons: 1
Coding region: 92-766 (224 amino acids)
Source: RefSeq, a predicted model, not a curated record
GUGAAAGGUCAUGCGCAACGAGACUUCCAGUCACUGAGUAGUAGUUCCAGAUUUUCUGGUUUGGCAUGUCUGAAACUUGUCUGAUGACUCAAUGCAAGGCUCCAGGUCGUCGCCGUCAAUGAAGACAAUGGCUUCAGCUGUAUUGUUCAUUUCUCAACAUUUCUCACAUACAAUGGUACAUGGCGUGUGUAACGCGACUACUGACGCCAGGCAAAGACAACUUCCACCGGAGUAUAAAACAGCCUUCAUCUGCGCUUCUACAAGUCAUUUAUCUCCACCGCUGACUCUGAGACGAGCUAGCAGGCAGUUUGUGACGAUGCCGCCAAACGUCGACUCUAACAAGCCGCGCCGGGUUCGGUUCAUCACGAUACAACAGGGCUUGGAGACGCUGGACCUGAACGACAGUUUCGGCAGCAACGCCAAACCGGUACCCAUCUUCAUCCAGCACCGCCCGAGCAGUGUCGGACACGACAGAAACAACAGGCAGAGGAAAAGGAAGAGAUCUCUAGAAGAUGAGUUCGACAGGGAAGCAGCGUCUGAGACAGAAGGACACAAGUCAGACGACAUAACAGACCUUCCAGAAGCGCUGCAUUGUCUGAAGAGACUAAAGAAAUUCUUUGUAAGGGAGGGGCACACGGAAGUCUUGGAUAACAUCUUGAACACUGAGAACGCCUUGGAGGAGAAGUGGUGCCAGGAGAGACUUAUGCGGUCAAGUUCUAAGACGGUAAAACAGACGACAGUUACGGACUUCUUCAGGAAGAGGUGACAGUGCCAGGCUGAGAAAACUGAUUACUAAAAUGUAACGAUUGUGACUUCGUUUGUAUGUUUCAUGCCACAAAGUGUCAGAAACCACGAUCGUAAGUUCUUUCUGUCAAACUAUGCUCAACAUUGAUACCGUGUAAAAUGUAUCAAAGAUAGCCAGUGGAAGCGACGGAUUGUUUUGAAUAUGGAGGAAAUU